CAGAGAUCCUGCCAAGAUUUUACGCGGGCGCAGCGUCGCGAGCGAGCGUCGCUUUUAGGAUGGAGGUCCUCCGAGCGCAGCUGGAACGCGACCGCGCACCCUGUAUCCUUUGCGAUGCUUCAGUGUUGUCGUGUGACACCAUGGAGCAGCUGGAAGAGGAGCUGACGUGCCCGAUCUGCUGCAGCCUCUUCGAGGACCCGCGGGUCCUGUUGUGCUCACACAGCUUUUGCAAGAAGUGCUUGGAGGGACUUUUGGAGGGGAACCGAGUUCAGGCGUACAGAGCGCCCCUCAAAUGCCCAACUUGCCGCAAAGAGACCCCUCAAAACGGCGCAAACAGCCUGCAGGUCAACUACUCGUUGCGCGGAAUAGUGGAGAAAUACAGCAAAAUACGGAUCAUGCCCAAGAUGUCCGUGUGUAAACAACACUGCGGUCAGCCGCUCAACAUAUUUUGCGCCACGGACCUGAAACUCAUCUGUGGGUUUUGCGCAACGACGAGUGACCACAGAGGGCAUAAAUUCUGCUCGCUGGAGGAGGCGUGCGAGCGGGAGAGGGAGGCGUUCGAAGCGCUGCUGCGCGGAGUGGAGAGCUGGCGGAGCGCGGACACGCUGUCCUGCCUGGAGACACUGCAGGCCAAUAAGAAAAAGGCGCUGCAGUCGGUGACCAGGGACGCGGAGCAGGUGACGGACUACUUCGACAAGCUCAUCGGCGCCUUCGAAUGCAAAAAGAACGAGAUCCUGUCCGACUUCGAGACCCUGAAGCUGGUGGUGAUGCAGGCGUACGACCCGGAGAUCGCGAAGCUGAGCGCGGCGCUGGAGGAGCAGAGGCUGGCGCUCAGCAUCGCCGAGUCGUUCCGCAGCGUCUCCGAGCCGCUGGUCUUCCUGCAGCAGAUGCAGGAGUUCCGGGAGAAGCUCGAGGUCAUCAAGGGGACCCCGCUGCCCCCCCGGAGGUACAUGGACGCCGGGCCCUUUGUAACGAACUUCGACGUCAAAAAGUGGGAUUCGAUGAGGCUGAGAGAGGUGGACAAAAUCUCGGUGCCCCACGAGAGCGGCUCCUACCGGGCGGGGAGCGCGCGGGUGCCGGCGCACAGGUGGAAGAUCUUUUGGAUGAGCGUCCUGGUGCUGACGCUGCUCCUGCAGCCGUGCAGCCUCGCCGCGCACGUGUCCUCGCAGCUCGAGCCGUUUCUCGCCGCGGUUUGCUCGUACCUGACCCACAGUGACGUGUACCUGCGCGAAGUGACCGGCCUGUGCGCACGUCUGAUUGGCUCCGGCCAGGAAUGCGUCGUGAACCUAAUUGACUCCACUGUCAAUUUUAUUGGCAGUUGUAAGUUGUUUUAAUUACUUGCCUGUGGCGGCUCGUGCGCUCAAACCGACGUGUUUCCAGAGUGGCCCGUGAGAAGCACAAACUAAAUAGAUCUGCUUCUAAUCACAUGGAGACACUUGUUUACAUUAUUUAGAUUUACUAGUAUUGAUUUUUCACCAGACGAACGCUAACUUUUCCACGAUUGUGCAAUAUGUUCUCUUUAAUACGGUGACAGUUUCACACAUGUCAGCCAUGAUCUUGAUAAAUAAAACACGAAUUUCAGACACUAA
Molecule: messenger RNA, 1589 nt
Organism: Betta splendens (Siamese fighting fish)
Lineage: Eukaryota; Metazoa; Chordata; Actinopteri; Anabantiformes; Osphronemidae
Gene: trim13
Product: tripartite motif containing 13
Exons: 2
Coding region: 60-1334 (424 amino acids)
Biological process (GO): positive regulation of canonical NF-kappaB signal transduction; positive regulation of macroautophagy; innate immune response
Molecular function (GO): zinc ion binding
Source: RefSeq, a predicted model, not a curated record